AUGCAAACACCGCCGGCGAAAAAUCCCACCACCAUCACCGCUUUAGGCUACCUUUGGUGCCACCUUCAGGUCCAUCAAGAAGACAUAAUUUGCCAAGGAGUACUCAACUUUUACAUGGAAACCGCAAGGGAUAUUACCGCGGGAAUGGCCGCCGGAGUUGAUUCCGAGAUGAAACAAGGCAUGUGA
Molecule: messenger RNA, 186 nt
Organism: Arabis nemorensis
Lineage: Eukaryota; Viridiplantae; Streptophyta; Magnoliopsida; Brassicales; Brassicaceae
Source: the annotation of a GenBank genome assembly